This is a messenger RNA of Ceratitis capitata (Mediterranean fruit fly), 1801 nucleotides long. RefSeq names its product RNA polymerase II-associated protein 3 (gene spag). The transcript has 8 exons. Bases 129 to 1625 code for a protein of 498 amino acids. Gene Ontology annotation, molecular function: protein binding. NCBI's taxonomy places the organism in Eukaryota, Metazoa, Arthropoda, Insecta, Diptera, Tephritidae. The record is from RefSeq and is a predicted model, not a curated record.
AUUUUGACAUUUUUAUUGAACCAGCAAGAAAACAAAGUAAAUUAUUUCGGAAACAUUCUGCGCGCUUUCAAUUUUAUAAUUUAUCAAAACUCAAUAACGCGGAUUUAUCGUAUCAGAUAUUAUAUAUAAUGGAUGCUGCAAGGAAAUCCCAUGAAAUACAAUUACAAGUGCGUAACAAUGCGGAGGAGGUAAAAAACACCCUCAACGAUCUGUAUAGUUGGGAGCAGGAUAUGAAGGCCAAAGAAAAAGAACUUUUGCAGCGACCUGCUUUUGUAAAGAAAGAAGUGGAGAAUGUGCCUAUAAGAAGUCAUAUACUAGCAGAGGAACAAUUAACCAAAGCAGGUAGCAAUAUACAAAGAGAGCAGCAGCAGUCCGUUGCUAAGGAAAAUGAAAACUCACCAACCAGUUCCAGUGCUACAACUCCAACGGAGAAAACAGAAGAACCGCUUAAUGCCAACGAGGAAAAACGUAAACGAGCUAAUGAAGUAAAGGAUAGGGGCAAUAAAUGUGUAAAACUAGGUGAAUAUGAAAAAGCCAUAUAUGAAUACACAACUGCCAUUGACAUAUUCCCCGAGGAUCCGGUGUUCUUCAGUAAUCGCGCGCUAUGCUACCUUAAAAUGGAAAGAUAUAAUGAGUGCAUUGAAGACUGCGAACAUGCCAUAGAAAUCGAUAAUUUAGCCGUUAAAGCGUACUAUAGACGCAUGCAGGCCAAUGAAUGUCUAGGGAACGACAUGGAUGCACUUAAAGAUUGCACUACAGUACUUAUGAUAGAACCCAAAAAUAGUGAAGCGAAUAAAAGCUUGGAGCGUAUCAAUGAAAGGCUACGUAAAAAUGUGAAAGCAAAGGGUCCCAAUUUCAGUGUAACACGUGAUAAUAUGAUCGAUAUUUUGGCCAUCGAUAAGCCACCAUAUAAACGCUCAAAUAAGCCUUUACGUCGUAUACCCAUAGCAGAUGUGAUUGGCCCAAAAGAUAUGAAAAGUUGUGAGAACCCGAACUUGAAAAUCUCCGAUGAAGAUAUAGAUAAAUUAUUUAAUAGUAAUUGCGGCCCGUUUGUCGAAGUUAAACAUUCAAAUAAUAUAGCGCAUAGUAAAUCGGCCAACGCUAACAAAACUGUGAGUGAUGUCAAAACCGAAGCGAAUGCGCGUGUUGGAAAUUCAAGAGCCGAAAAUAACCAAAACACCUCAAAAAGUGUAGAAGUCGGUGAAAGUAGUCUAAAGGCUGGUACGGAUGUGCUCUUGUUGAAUGGAAAUCGUCCUUUGCCGCCUCCACCCAAAUCUACAGCACAGUUCUAUUCAAACUGGAAAGAGUUGACGCCUGCGCAGAAGUACGACUACUUAAAGAGUAUCGAAGUGACGCAAAUACGUAAAACACUAGGCGCAGGUUUUGACUCCGACACGCUGACGGAUCUACUUUACACCCUGCGCGACUUCUACACAGUGAAUAAGGAUAAAGCUACCGCAGCCACGCUACUCGAAAUUAGCAAAAAUAAUCGAGUUGCAAUAUUAUCAUUACUCAUGUCGGCAGAAGAGCGUAAAAUUGUCAACGAUAUUGUCGAUACGAUUAAGGAGAGCAAAGAAAAUGAUACUUUGGCUGCGCAGAUAAUAAAAAACUUCAAUUUAGAUUAAAUUGCGUUACUCUAAUUAUAUUAUUGCGUUAGUAUUUAUGAUUUUGUGCAACAAAUUGAAAAAUAGAAUUACAAAUUCUUCCCCCUGCAGUGCAAAUGUAAACAUAACAACAGAUAUAUUGAACUAAAAACUCAGAGCCUAUCAAUAAAAUUGUUGCAAAUCCAAUGAUAUUAAAA